Molecule: messenger RNA, 3212 nt
Organism: Stegostoma tigrinum
Lineage: Eukaryota; Metazoa; Chordata; Chondrichthyes; Orectolobiformes; Stegostomatidae
Product: putative interleukin-17 receptor E-like
Exons: 18
Coding region: 102-1715 (537 amino acids)
Molecular function (GO): interleukin-17 receptor activity
Source: RefSeq, a predicted model, not a curated record
UAAAGCCAACACUGCAGGACAGCACUCGCAGAGCGCGCUGCCUUGUAUUGAGGUCCAGUGCAAGCUCCAGUGCACUCCUUUAAAUAAGAAACUUGGGCUUUAUGAUACGUAUUUUAAUUUGUAAAGCAGCGAAAGGCAAAAUGCGCAGGAAGAGCGGCUGUCUCAGUUCCCUGCUAUUUAUUUUAAGUUCGUCCAUUUCUUGCUGUCUAGCAGUUGAGAACAACACUAAAUGUGGACUCAGGUGUUCGCAGGGACUACAGUGCAAAAGCAAAAACCUGACUUUCAGUGAGCAGCACAGUAGUUGCCGUCAACCUCCAUUAUCCCUGCCCUCCAAAGUUUUGGAGGAUCUCAAAAUAUUGACAGUGUUGAAAUGCAUAAAAGAGCAGCAGUGUUCCAUACACCUGAAAGCUAAAGGGACAUUGAUUCUUGAUGAACAUAUCCGUGGUGUGGAAAUAUGCUCUAUUUCAAUGAAGACCUUACAGUACCAAUGUGCUGUUGUGAAAUUCAAUAAACAUGGAUAUAAAAAGUUUACAGGACAUCCUGUGCAAAUUGAAUAUGACUGUUUCACUGCUGAAGUGUCUGAAUAUGUUUACGUGACACUUAAGACAAUCCCUUACUAUUGUGAUGUCUUCAUAAAACGGGAGCACCGAGUAGGAGAUUGCAACGAGAAAGAUAUUGGAAAAAGUGUCUCAACCUGUAUAGCUGGCAAAUUAGAUUAUAUUAUUGACAAAAAACAGAAGACAUUAUCUGUUCAAGUUUCUAACUUCGUAGAAGAUCAUGCCUACCAUGUCCGUUUGUGCCACAAAUGGUUUACCUGUGAAGAUUUGGGAAUCGGUGCAUUGAUUAAAGUCCAAGAUUCCAAAGAAGUCACCUUGCCAUACUCUCGGAUAUUGCCAUGUUUGUGUAUUGAGGGCUGGUCAGCAUUGCCUGAUGCUAGAAGGGCACAACUUUGUCCAUUUAAAAACUAUACAUCUGAACUCUGGAAUGGUAUAAUGUACGAUCAUGUAUCACAGGAAUUGGCCUGGGAAUUGGCUUGUCCUGUGGAAGUCAGUGUAAACCUCUGCUGGAUGACUGAAAGCAGUGACCAUUGCAUUGAUCUGCAAAAUUCCUUCCACAAAGUACAACAUAAAGUGAGGUAUUCACGUGUGGAUCCACAUCCAAGGCUUUGUGUUAAGUUUACCACAAAUGAAGGUGUUUGGGUCAGAUGUCCUUUUGCUUUUGGAUAUUUACCAGUUUGGAUCAUGAGUACUGAUGAGCAGUUCGGUAAACUGAAGUUUACAUUCAAGACUUUGGAUAAGGCUGAAUUCAAGUUGGCUUUGUGUAACAGAACUGCACCCCAUGAGUGUGACCGACUGAAGGAACUGCAAGUUACUGCAAAUACAAUGGGUGUCUAUUCUCAAGUUUUUAACCUGUCGCAGGAAGACUGUGAGAGGGAUGUUUGCAUACAGGGAUGGCGGACAGAUAUUGAAUAUUCUGUUCGGAUUCAGUUCUGCGACAUCGUGUGUAUUGCAGAAUUAAGAGCCACAAGUACUUCCUCACAGAAUAUCCAGCCAAUUACAGUCAGUGUGAUAUUAGUGAUUCUACUGACUGUGAUCCUUGUUGCAGGAUACAUAUUCUGCAGAGAUUUUCAUCAUCCAUAUAGAAAAGUAUUUGUGCAUUCAAACCAGUCAUCCAAAAGAACAUCUGUGGACAUACAAGGAGCCUUUUCCCUCUGAAUGUUUUACCAUCAACAUGGAGUGAAGCAGAGAUUUUGCCACACUUCUCUGUGAGAUGAAGAGAAGUUUACCCUGAGCUGCUUCUGUGAAAAGAAGGCUUAGAACAUUGAGCAGAUAUCCUACUAUUUAUUGCAGCAGACGUUCCCCAAGAUAAUGGGUGCAACAGUUAUUCUAGUUUUAUCAAGAGCACACAUAGAAAGCUUCAAUAUUCAUUUAUGAAAAAAUGGAAAGACAAAUAAGCUUGAGACUAGAUAUUUUUGUUGUUAUACUCUUGAGAAUGGACCAACCUUUUAUUUUCAGGUCUAAACAUAUAAAGGUGCAGAAAAAACCAGAUGUCGCUAAUUAUUCAACUGGUAUAUUCUGAAUUAAAUGUAUUAUAGUGGUGCUUGCAGCUGUCGAACACAUUGAGUGUUUUUCACCUUUUGUUCUUAGAUUAGUGAUUCCUUGUUGCUUGUAGGUAGCUGUGGAGUUAAGAAACCUUUUGUUUGAAUUCGUCCAUGAAUCUAAGUGUUGAUGUAAAUCUGAGUCUAGAUUCUGCAUGGAUUGGCAUAUCGUUGCCUAGCACAGAGAAUUGGGGAAUUUUAUUUUACUUGAACGAAGCCAAUUUGCAUAUUUUCUCAUUCUCUGAAGUAUUAAUGACAUAAAUGGCUGUGUAAAAUAUGUUUAAGAUGCUCAAGUAUGGUUCCACUCUUAAGCUAAGUUGUACCAAUUGUAAAAACUUGGAGUAGCAAUUCUAUAUUUCUGUAUAAGUAUUUUGUAAAUACCUUUGUGACAAUCUAUUCAGAAAAAUGAGCUGGCCAGUGUACAAUGCUGAAAUGAAAAUAUUUUAGGCUGUGACUUAAUUCAAGACUGAAAUAAUUGAGCUGAGAUAUAUUAAAUAUGUAUCCAUCAAUAUUUGUCUCCACUAGAUAGUUUGAAAUAUCUAUCAAAAGCAACUUGUACAUUGAUGUGUUUGCUAAUGUGUUGAUAUUGAAAUGAUAUUAUUGAAGAUGUACUGUUUGGUAUUAUAGUAUAUUUGAUCUAAACACUGUUUUAUUUUAGGAAUUUUCUUAUUCAAUGUUACAACAUAAAUUAAAACCAGUAUUAGUGAAUCAACAGCUAGAAACUGUGCAGUUUACAAGUGUAUUUUGAAAUCUGUUUUUUUUUUAACAAUUAUGUUUACUGGUAGAACUUAUAGUUUCUUGUUUGAAGUCUCUGCUUGAGAAACAGGUUUAUAAAAGUUCUUGAGUGAAACAACACAAAAUCCUUGGAAUGACAAAAACAUUGAAUGUAGUUUAUCAACUAUCAAACUGAUUUUUGUUAGACACAGAAUAUUAUAAUGUCUAAGUGGAUUUCGUUUCACUGAAUAUCCUGUUGUGCUCAUGGUCACUGAAGUAUUUGCUCUGUAUGUAUACAUAAAUGUGGAAAACCGUUUGUAUUACAGACUCAUUGACUCAUUCUGUAUAGUUAAAAUCCAUCUAACAAUUUUCUACAUAUAUCACAAUUAAAAAAAAAAUU